AUGAUUCUAUGCCGAUGGGUUUCCUUCACUCCGGGGGCUAGGUCUUCAUCUGAGUCUGAGGAGCAUUUCCGACGACAUUCCGAGUUUCGCGGUCUCUCCUCAACCACAAGCACUUGUCGGCCUUGUUGUCUCAAAACCAAAUCCUCACAAGAAACUACGGAGUUGGCGAGUGAAGUAGGUUUUUCGAUUUUGGGAUCAGAGACACCGUGGGAGGAGAAGAAGAUAUGGAGCACAAUGGCAUUUUACAUGUUCUGUCUGCAUAUUCCUCUCAGUUUUGGGGGUUUGUCCAUGGUUUCCGGGAUGCUCCACCAAAGGCAUCUUGAUCCUCAGACCCAAGUGCUAUCACUUGUCCUUGUCCAAAUGGUAGAACUUUCAGGGACAGUCUUCCUGCUGAAGAAUACUGCCAAGCCUCCUCAUUGCAAAUCAAUCAACUUUCUAAAAGCUAAUAAUGAUGAUGAUUCAAAUGAAGGAAGAAACUGGGUGGUUGGCUCAGCAUUGGGUUUGGCAUGUAUUGUGGGCUUUAUCUUCCUCACCUCCCUCGUAGCUGAUCAACUCUUUGGUUCUAAGGCUGUGCACGGCUCGGAAUUGGAGAAGAUAAUGGGGAGCGGUGUGGUGUCGAGAAGCGGAUGUUUUGCUCUCUACUGCAUAGUAGCUCCAAUCCUAGAGGAGAUAGUGUACAGACGCUUUCUGUUGAGCUCCUUAGCGUCGAGAAUGGAGUGGAAGAAAGCGCUUGUGAUCAGCUCUGGAGUAUUUGCGGCAUCUCACAUGUCUGGGGAGGGUUUGGUGCAGCUCUUUGGGAUUGGCUGCGUUCUUGGCGCAUCUUACAGCUGGUCUGGUAACUUAGCCUCCUCGGUGCUCGUCCACUCCUUGUACAAUGCCUUGUCUCUCUUCCUUGCCUCACGCUCUUAG
Messenger RNA from Microthlaspi erraticum, 909 nucleotides. The record is from the annotation of a GenBank genome assembly. Lineage: Eukaryota; Viridiplantae; Streptophyta; Magnoliopsida; Brassicales; Brassicaceae.